Messenger RNA from Sapajus apella (tufted capuchin), 7029 nucleotides. It is a transcript of the gene RIMKLB, whose product is annotated as ribosomal modification protein rimK like family member B. Gene Ontology annotation, cellular component: cytoplasm. Bases 1216 to 1938 code for a protein of 240 amino acids. The transcript has 7 exons. NCBI's taxonomy places the organism in Eukaryota, Metazoa, Chordata, Mammalia, Primates, Cebidae. The record is from RefSeq and is a predicted model, not a curated record. Gene Ontology annotation, molecular function: metal ion binding; ATP binding; ligase activity, forming carbon-nitrogen bonds.
GUGUGUGAGCGGGGUCGCGCGCGCGCGACAGGCGAGUGAGGGAACGAGGAGCGGCCGGGUGUGAGUGUGGGAGUGAGAGUGUGCGGGAGUGGGGUGAGGGAGAGGCCGCCGGCGCCAGGCUGUGAGGAAGCCGGCGAGUGUGCGAGGACGCGCGGCCUGGCUGCAGGAGCCGCGGGCGGCGGCGGAGAAAGGAGGCGGCUCCCGGAAUCCCGACCCCCUCCCCCUCCUCUCCUUCCCCCACUUCCAGCCGUCCGGCGGCCCGCGCUUCCCCGGAGGCCCCAGCCCGGCUCCGCCGGCGGAGAGCGAGGGAGGAGCCCCCUCGAGCCAGGUGCUGGAGUCCGCUUAUCAGGGAGGGGGGCAGUCUGUGAUUCUGAGAACAGAACCAAGAAGGGGAACAGCAAAUUCAGUCACAUACAAUCCUCCACUCAGUCAAGAGCCAUUUUUUUCUUCCUGCCUUGCCCCCUGCCAGGGGGUAAGGAGCUGAGAAUUUUACCUUUAACCCAUUGGCUACCAGCUGAAAUUCUAGUUAUUUUAGCUUUUAGUGGAUAGCUUCUUCUUUUGCCCAUGUUUCCAUUAGAGUCCUUAUUUAAUAUGCUCUUGUCAGUAGUAGCAUCUAGGGAGGAGCAGGGAGAGUGACAAGAAAUUAUCCCCUUCUUUUUUCCCUUCUCAAUCAGACCCCUUUUCCUCUCCAGAGGGAAAUUACCAGUAAAGUCUUAGAAAUCUUCUACUCCUUCUCAGCAAUACCGUGAAGAAACACUAAAGUGGACAUUAUUUUCUCUGAUCAGUGAAAACGAACCCAGCUUAAGGCGUUGGUUUGUUGUGGCACAUGGAGAAACAUAUCUUUUAAAAUAUCUCCCAAUUACCCUUUUCACAAGUAUCCACCUAGGAUUUGCUGCUGGGGUAAGUCACUAGAUUUAUUUCUCAAAGUUCCUCUCUCUGUGAGCAGAAAGACUGACCAACCAUGAACACUGGUAGGGGCCGGGAAAAGGGGACAGAGCAGAGCCAGUUGUCCCACACUUUGGGAAGCAGGAGUAGCUUUUAUCAUCUUCCUCUGGGGAGCAGGCAUAGAGACAUAAACUGAGUGAAAAUGGGUGGAGGAAGAACUUCUAUAACCACGAACAACAUGUGAAGAGAGAGAACCAAACAUAAAGUAAGGAGGAUAGACGUUACAUCUAAGAGGAAAUAAUCCAGGCAAGGAAGCACAAGCUGAUCAAGAUGUGUAGCUCCGUGGCUGCCAAGUUGUGGUUUUUGACAGAUCGUCGCAUCAGGGAAGACUAUCCUCAAAAAGAGAUUUUACGAGCAUUGAAGGCCAAAUGUUGUGAGGAGGAACUGGACUUUAGGGCUGUGGUGAUGGAUGAGGUGGUGCUGACAAUCGAGCAAGGAAACCUGGGUAAGUCUAUACUAAGUGAUCUUUUGGAUUUUUACUUAGAAUAUGAUGAAUUUGCAUGUUUUCCUGUCUUGUUUCUCUUGCCAGGUGGUGUGGGGAUGAUGUGCUCACUGAGUGAACAAGGGAAGCAGCUAGCUAUCCAGGUGUCUAAUAUCCUGGGGAUGGACGUGUGUGGCAUUGACCUGUUGAUGAAAGAUGACGGCUCCUUCUGCGUCUGUGAGGCCAAUGCAAAUGUAGGUUUCAUCGCCUUUGAUAAGGCUUGUAAUCUAGAUGUAGCUGGUAUCAUAGCAGACUAUGCCACCUCCCUUCUACCCUCUGGCCGGCUCACCCGGCGUAUGUCCCUGCUCUCCGUGGUGUCCACGGCCAGUGAGACUAGUGAGCCGGAGCUGGGUCCCCCAGCCAGCACUGCUGUUGACAACAUGAGUGCAAGUUCCAGCUCUGUUGACAGCGACCCUGAAAGCACGGAGCGAGAGCUGCUCACCAAGCUCCCAGGGGGCCUGUUCAACAUGAACCAGCUGCUAGCCAAUGAAAUCAAACUACUGGUGGACUGACUCCACUGGUAAUUAACCAACAAAACCCUUGUAAACCUUUCUUUCUUUUUUUCUUUUCUAUUUUUAAAACCAACUUGCAAUGCUGUUCAUGGAGGUUGCUCAGGAAGAUGAGAGAAAAUUAGUAGGAUUAGUUGGAGGCAGUGGGAGAUAGAUGAGACCUCUGCUAAUAAGAUGUUACUUUCAUUUACAAUUCCUACAAAUAGAGAGGCAGAAUAGGUGGGAUAUAGAAAAAUGUUAGGCUCUCAUAGUUACCCUUUUAAAUUUCUAAAAAAUUUUGUAUGCUCAUAGGCCAUGAGGAACAUAUACUUUUAUUUUAUGGUUCCUUGCUUUUGUUUUUGUACAAAAAAUGAUUUUGCUACAAAUAUCCAAGUAGCAUAACUUCACAUUGUGUUGCAAAAUUUGUCAUUGGUGAGGAAAACAUCUGCCUAAAUUACAGGAAUUCUUGUAUUAUAUAGCUCUGAAAAUUCUGCCAUUUCCUUAUUAGUAGCUUUAGUUUGUAGUUUAUGAAAUCUUGAGGGGCUCUUUUCCUGGGAUUUCUUACUUCUGUGUUUUGUUUUUUCCCCCUUAAUUUGGUGGGAGGGUCAAAGUGAAUAUAACCUAAUAAAGGCUUCUUAAUGACAAAAUUGGCAUGUUUGCAUGAUGAAAUGGAAAUGAACAGUAUUGCAAUGUCCGGUAUACAAAAUAACAUUUAUUCAAUGUAGAUAAAAUUACACUAGUUUAAAAUGUGCAUUGACUUGUAUUUGUUAGUCUUUUAUGUGCUCUGUUAAUGUUGCUUUUUUUUUUUUUUUAAAUACAUGCUAGUCUAACAUUUCCUGCUCUAUGCCUGCAUCUUUAACAAUGGCCAAAGUGAAGAAAAUGCAACCUUUUUUGUUAACAAGACUUGAAAUGUGUACAUUUAAAGCCUUUUACUUUUUCCCUUUUUCUUUUGGUGGUUGGGCAUUUAAGGACAAGGAAAAAUAUUUUUUGGGGCAAAUCAAGAGCCUAUAUGAGUUCUAAGUUUAAAGCUGAAGUGAUUUCUAAUGCCAGCGUUAUAUAUUUGCAUUUUUCACAUUUUAAAGGGAGUAUAUAUGUAUGUGUGUGCACGCAUGCAUGUGUAUGUGUUUUGCUUUUUGUUUACAUCAACUAAUCAAAAAGGAUAAUUUAGAAAAUGGAGCAUGAUGGGAAACAGUUUUUGACUUUAAAAAACAGAUGAGUUGUUUUCAUAAGGAGACUCCACUGGGGUAGAGGUAUUCACCUUAAAACAUAGGGUGAAUAGAUGCUUUUUAGGCCUUUUUGUGUAUAUGUAUGUUUGUUUUUUUCCUUUUGUUUCUAAACUGUUCAUUGUAUGGUUUAUUCAAGGCUACAUGCUUUUCUUUAGUGCUUCUGGCUAUGCAUUUUCUCUUUUUACAUACAGGAGUUGGGUUGGGGGUGAGUUGGAUGUUUUUGCUUGGGGACUUAUUUAGUAGUAUUGAGUCUCUUAUAGCCCUACUCUUAAGCCUUCAAUACUGUCCACUCUUUAUAUUUCUUUACUUUCAGAAUUUAUAAAAGCCCCCAAACUGCAUAUAAUUUGAGCCUUUAAAACAUGGGUAAAACUAAUCCCACUGAAGGGUUUGGAUGGUAUGUUAAGAAAUGGAGAUGCUGCAGAGCCCAACGUAAUUUUUUUAAACAGCAAGUUCCAUCUCCCUACAAAUCCUCUGAAGCUUUUACCCAAGCCCUGUCUUGCCUCUCCAGUGCUAUUUUCCAUCAGAUGGACCUUAAGCAUAAUUUCUUGGACACUACUAGAGAGACUUCGAGGCAAUAAUAAAAGAUCAGUAUUAACCACCUAUAACAGAGGUUUGAUCAUGCUUACUGUACAGUUUUUCCCCCGUUUUAAAAAGGAAUGUAAUAAAAUUUGUUUUUUCCAUAGAAUUAAAUAAUAUUAAAAUUGAGUGAAAGGUUGAUUGUUGAUGAAUAGAAUAGCACCUCUCAUCUGUGCAGUGUCUCAUUUCACCUCAGAGAAAAGGAUACGUAAGAGGAGUUUGUCAUUUAACUUAGGAUAUUCUAAUUGCAUUUAAAACAACUUACCUUGCACAGGGUAAUUGGGGGACUCACAUACAUAUAUUAGUAUCUCUGACUCAUUAACAGAAAGAAAUACUUGGUACUUCUUUCGCUGAAUGACCAUACUGUGGAGGAUGCAUACUAUUUGGUAUAGACAAAUAAAUGAGGAAGAAAGAACUGCCUAGUUAAAUUAUCAUUCAUAUGUUCAUGUAGAGACCAUCUGGUUGCCAUGUAUAUUAUAACACAUACACUUUCAAUAGUUAUAUAUCACAGGUAUGUAGAUUAAUACAUUUAAAAAAACCUCUUUAUUUGAUGAAAAUUUCAAGUUUGUGUUGGUGGGCUAAGGCAUCAGGAAAAAUGUAGUAAGCCAUCUUUUAACUAAUACCAAAUUAACCAACUAUAUUAUAGGAAAUAUGUGAAAUUAGUUCAUUAGUUUUAUUCACUAUCUAUUAUGCAUUCACAUAAUAUUAAAACAUAGCUUUAGCAACCUGUUUCUGGAUUAUACACUCACACGUUAGAAAGAAAAGAACAGUAGUUAUCAUCUUAGAUUUUAAAAACAUGGAUAUCUUCUUGAAUUCCUUCAAAAUUAAGGUAAAGAAUAAGAGCAAAUCAUUCUGGAAAGAACCUAAGGAAACAGCAGCAGAUAUUUAGGUGAAAAUUAAAUUUAUUUUCAUAAUUGUUUAAUAACUUUUGUAUAAUCUUCAUUGCUAUUAUGAGAGAUAAAUUGUAUUUAUCAAAUAUAUGUAAUGAUAAAAUCUGAAUUGUAAAAUUUUUGUAUAUUGUUAAAAUUGUAAUUCUAAAUUGUACUUCAAAAAUAAUUAUUUCUGAUUGUACUUAUGUCACCCAUGAUGAAAACUGGACUAUAUAUAUACAUCUAAACAUAUAAGUAUGAACUAUUCUAGUUAAAAUUUUUAAUAGUUUUUUUCUUUUUUGGUGCCUAUAAUUUCUGCUGGCUUUUCUCCAAUGAACAUUGAAAUCUUUCUGUAUGUGUUAUCAAUAAGAAAACUACCCUGGAACAUUAGAAAUACCCAACAAGAGACUUGGCUUUCAUCAAGCACAUUAUCAGACUUUGAGAAGAUAUUGAAGGCAUUGACUUUGAAAAUCAUCUCUUUUUCUCAAGAAGAAAGCAAUGGAGAAGCAAAUUUGCUUCAUUCAGUGAAUCCCCAGUUUGGGGGUUGGGGGGCUUAGAGACAUUGUAAAAUCAAAUCUUGUGUUAUAUUUUUCUCCUGGCUCACUUUUUUUGAGAAGGUUUAUGGGCUAUUUGGCUGGUGAGACACGAUCCCCUCCUAAGAAAAUGUAGGUGCUCAGACAGGUAACCUCUGCUGCUACUGUUUUUAUUUGUUUGUUUGUUUAAUUUUAUUUAAGAUUUGUUUUUGUUGUACUAGGAUUUUUUAAAAUGUAAUAUAUUGCAGGAUUUAUAACCAGGUUCACUGACUGCUUGCUUGCUUUCUUUUUCUUUCUUUUUUUUUUUUUUUUUCCUUAAAACAAAACAAAACAAAGUUUCAUUUAAAAUACAUUUAGGCACCUUUGGAGCUUGGAUUUUGGAAUGUUUCAGUAGUGGACAGAAAUCUGCUGUUGGAAUCUUCUAGUCUUCCAGGUUUAAUUUGAAAUGUUUUUAGUUUUGUUUUGAAUUUUUGUGUGGCAUUUUAUUUCCUUUAUAUCAAUGCCAUUUUGCCAUGCUGUUUUGGGGUGGCUGCCUAACUCUAGUGAAAAUUCUUUCUAUAUUAACGAAAGUUUGGCCUUUGAAAAUCCUUAAUGUUUUGCAUUUUUUACGUUGUUUUUAAAGAAAUAUUCUAACUGCUUGCACUGUUACUGUUCUUUACCAGCCUUUUCAGGAGCCAAAAAAACAAAUACAAACAAACAAAAAAAUACCCAGAGAAAAAACUUUCCUUCUUCCCCCUUCCUGAUGAUGAGUGAGAAGUAUUGAGAACUUUCGGGGUCAUUGCCCUUCUAAACUCCCCUUCCCCCAAUAAUGCAGCUGUAUAAUGAAUGGUAAAUGCACCGGUUUGGAUUCAGGCACAGCCCAGCCUGCUUGCAGGUGGCGUAUGUGUUCGUGUUUUAAUGUAUUCAGAGCCUUGGGCAAUAAGCAGUCCAGAACAUUGAAAACUCAAGCAGGUAAAGCACCUAACACCCUUAGUUUCUAGAGUUACUUUAAAAAACUUUUACAUUGCUGCAUCUUCCACAGUUCCUUGGGUAGUCUUAGAACUUAAAAUUUGUAGGAGUUGUAGACUGCCCACUUCAAAUGUUAAGUUUUGGUAUUUAUUCAUAGAUUGUAGGAGUAGGUAAACAAGGAAACAGAAAAGAAAAUGGCUUCUUGAGAUGGCAAUUGCUGAGUGGCUAAAUCUUUCCACUUCCUUUCUUUUUACUUUUUUUGUAAAUUUUCCUAGCUUAGCAUGAACAUUAGUCAUACAGUGUUUGAUUUUCUGUGAUUGGGAUUUUUGGUUUUGAUUUUUGGAGGGAAGGUCUUGGAGAAACAUUAAAAAGUUGGUGUAUAUGCAAAAAUACAAAAUGUUAAACAAAAUAAUGUUUUCUAUUUAAUCUAAAUAGUAAGCAAUAUUUUUUUCUAUAUACCCUUCUGCUGCAGCAGAGAAUUAAACUGGUAGGUGGCAGCAGAGGAAGGAAUUCUUCAGAUUGAUGGCUACUGACUUAAAAUCUGCAUAGGAGAAGAGAUAGAGCAUGACAUACCAGCUGAAGCAAGGGGGGCAAAAAUGGAAGCAGGAUUAAGACUCCUGGAUUUUGACUCUAAAUGGAAGAGGAGUGGAUUCCUUAUGUCUAGUAUACCAUUAAUCCUAACCUACCUUCCAUUUCUAUUCUGGAAUAUGAAUCAAUCUACAAGAAAGAUACUCUUUUUAUUCUGAAACUCCUGUUCCUUGCAGAUUUUUAGGCUAGCAGUGGGUUCUUUUGAAGUAACCAGGAUCUUUUUUGCUUACCCUCACUAACAGAAUGGAUGAAGAUAGAUUUGACUGUGUGCUUUUUCAAGUGGAGAAUAUGAAUAUACAGAACAAGAAAGCAAUAACUCUUAUCUGUUUGAUUGAAUCUGUUUUCUAAAAUAAAGAUACCAUGCACUGGAAAUAA